Messenger RNA from Saitoella complicata NRRL Y-17804, 1482 nucleotides. RefSeq lists its product as uncharacterized. The transcript has a single exon. The coding region runs from base 1 to 1482 and encodes 493 amino acids. The record is from RefSeq and is a predicted model, not a curated record. NCBI's taxonomy places the organism in Eukaryota, Fungi, Ascomycota, Saitoellomycetes, Saitoellales, Saitoellaceae.
AUGACCUCCACCCCAACCUCAGCAACCUCAGCAACCCCAUCCGCAUGCCAAUCCCUUAUCCAGGAAGUCCAAACCUACCGCUACGGCCCUGCCCUCCAGCGCCAACGUAAAAUCUCCGGCAUCGCCCAAUUCGUUGAGAUCCUCCACAAAGAGCUAGCAGUCCUCGAGAAAGCCGCGGAGAACCCGGCAAAUGCGGGGCAUGUGAUUGAGAGUUCGAACUUCGGGUAUUUGAGGGCUGUGUGGGAUGUUGCGCGGGGAGCGAAGAGGGUGGCGGGGUUGAUGAAGACGUUCUAUUUCAAGCCGGCGUGGAGUAAAGAGGAGGGGAGCGAAGGUACGAAUGGGAGGAGUAAGACGCAGGCGAGGAAGACGAAGGGGAUGGUUAUGGUUGAGGUCAUUGAUAACGCUGGACUACGAUGGAUCAAAGUCUCCACCAUCACCGCACGGCGGUUACGGUACGAACUUGCGGAUUUGGGCUGGUACGGUCAUCCUCAAUCAGACACCGAAGACGAAGAAUCAACGGAGAGACGACAAUGCGGCCCACCAUACGAGGAGUUACAAUUAACCUCCAUCGCCCAAAAACUCAUCCAAGCCUCCGCGCAAGAACGGAUACAAUACCUCCAUCCAGAAAUCGCGUUCGUACUCCCAAAUCUCGCCCAGCCCGCCUCUCCCGAGGAAAAGGAGAUAGUGGAUGGAUACACAAACUACCUCCGCAAUCUGGGGAUCCAGGCUCAGAUCGGUAGCGAACUUCUCCCACCACCAACUCUCGAGACCCUGCCAAACGGGGGCUCCAGCUCCCUCGCAUGCACCGGCGACGUCGACCCAGACCCUGUAAACGUCGAUGGUACCGCAACUCCACUCUCCCCCACCUUAAACCUUGACAUAACAACGCUCCUUGCCCUAACCUCCGAUAUCUCUCAUUACACCCACCCAACCAUCACCCACCUGCCCUCACACGGCCAACACCCCGCCAUCGCGCAUCAGAUCGCAUGCGAAUCUCAAUCACAUCUAUUGGUAGGGAGUUUGUGGCCGGUGUUGGAGGGGAGGGGGCUAGAGUGUACGGAGGGUGCAGCGGAGAAAUACAGGGAGGUUGUGGGGUUGGUUGGGAAUGGGGAGGAGAAGGAGAGGGCGAGUUUGUUGUUGCAUGAGGGUGGACGAACUCCAGAGUGGGAGGAGAAGUGGAGCAAGCUCUCGGAAUACGAAUUACCGAGAUCGAUUCAGCUACCGGUCAAAAUUGUUCCGUUUACGUUGGAAGACGUGCCGACGGAAGAGCUACCAGGAUUCACCUCUCGCCUCUCAAAAGCCGCAAGAGAAGUCUUCGUAGUAGGGUGGGUCCAACGCAAAACGAGCAUAACCGCAAACAAAGCCAUCACGAAGAUGGUAAGACAAGAGACGGAGGAUAGACAUGAGCUGGAAGGGGAGAGGAGACCGGGGGUUUGGUUACACGAGGCAAGGUCCUUGAGGGGAGACAAACGGGAAGAUUAA